GUGGGGGAAAGGAGCAAAGCCGAGUUAGAAGCCGGACAAAAGAACUUAUAGCUGACUUAUAUCCAUAUUUACCGCCUGUUUUCGGGGAGCCGGCGAGCGCGCAUGGACUUGUCCGAGUCAUGGAGCCCCCUUUAAGCAAGAGGAAUCCGGCGCUGAGAUUAGCGGAUUUGGCAGCGACUCAAGCCCUUCCUCAUCAGAAUAUGACAGGCUUCCCGGGGCUAGGGGGGCAUCACCCACUCUCCCACCAUGCCCACCUCCACCCUGGGGAGCUGGGCAACGACCCCGGAGUGGCACUCACUCCAUUUGGACCAGAGCACAUGGCACAGACUCUCAAACUUAGCCCGUCUCAGCACACCCAGAGCCACCACGAAGCCCAGACCGCGGCGUCCUUCACUUCAGCCCAGACCACCGUGGGUUUCCCCGUGGCUCACCCCCACUCAGGCUACUCGAGCAGCAGGGACUUCAUCCUCAGGAGAGAACUCUCAGCCUCUGCUAUGCAGGCGCUUGGCGACCAGCAUAGUUCCGCCUCCUCCCCUCAUCACCAUGGCAUGUUCAUCUCCCCAACAGGUGCUUAUGGGCACGCGGAAAGUGGGGCCCACUCACUUUUCUCUGGACUCCACGACCAGGCGUCCCAGGGCUCCCACCACCACCACCAUGCUCUCAACGGUCAGAUGCGCCUGGGGAUUCCGGGGGACAUCUACGGCCGGCCAGAGCACUUCGGACACAGGCCGGACCACUAUGGACCCGCGUCACUCCACAGCUACAACUCCAUGAACCUGAACAUCGCGUCUUCUCCUCACGCCGCCGCCGCGGGGGCGUUUUUGAGGUACAUGCGGCAGCCCAUCAAGCAGGAGCUGAUCUGCAAGUGGAUCGAGCCGGAGCAGAGUCCCAAGAAGCCCUGCUCGAAAACCUACAGCACCAUGCACGAGCUGGUCAACCACGUCACGGUGGAGCACGUCGGCGGACCGGAGCAGAGCAUCCACGUCUGUUUCUGGGAGGAAUGUCCGCGCGAGGGGAAGGCGUUUAAAGCCAAGUACAAACUCAUCAACCACAUUCGGGUCCACACGGGCGAGAAGCCCUUCCCGUGUCCGUUCCCCGGCUGUGGCAAAGUCUUCGCCCGCUCCGAGAACUUGAAGAUCCACAAGAGGACGCACACAGGAGAAAAGCCCUUCAAGUGCGAGUUCGACGGCUGCGAGCGAAAGUUCGCCAACAGCAGCGACCGGAAGAAGCACUCGCACGUCCACACCAGCGACAAGCCUUACUACUGCAAGGUGCGCGGCUGCGACAAGUCCUACACGCACCCGAGCUCCCUGAGGAAGCACAUGAAGGUCCACUGCAAGUCCCCACCGCCCAGCACCACCUACAUCUCCUCCACCAACCACCUGGGUGACCCCCUGUCGCCCAGCUCGGAGCGGAACCGCUCCCCGCAGGUGACCAACCUGAACGAGUGGUACGUGUGUCAGGGGAGUGGGGGUCCCAACCACCUGCGCACCCCCUCCAGCGACCUGCCAACGUCAGAUUCAGACGACGAGGACUCUUUCAGGGACGCAGACCCAAGGACAAUGCUCUGAUGGUUCCGUGCGUGUUUCUAGUGUGUGUGUGUGUGUGUGUGUGUGUGUGUGUGUGUGUGUCGGUCCACGCUGGCUUAUUGAUCAGAUGUUUUGACUGUGGCAUCACUAAACGACUGUGCAUCUACUACAGUGUGUUUAUCUCCCACCGAACCCCACACUGGAGCCACCCGCCAGCCGUUCUCUCGCAAUUGCAGGUAUCAUUGCGCACAAUGAUUAGAAUCCAAAAGGUCAACUUUUUUUUUUUUUAAUUGAAAUUGUUCGGAACAUAACAAAAAAUAUUGUCACAUAUUUUAAACCAUCUAAAAGGACUAUGGGAAAGAAGAAAAUAUCAAUGAAAAACUCCAAAUAUAGAAGCAGAAUUUAAAUGGGGUUAAUGUAAACAUAUAUUUAAAAAAUAUAUUAAUUAGGGAAAAUUACAAUUGGAGUAGUGGAAAAUAAUAUCAGGAAGGGUUUGCUGUUUAAUAUUUAUAAAGUGUAUUUCAAGUUUCGUUUUGAGAACAACAUGAGUGCCAAAAUCAUAAAACAAAUGUUUGGUGAAACGUGGGUUUAAUAACAAUAAAGUUGAAGAAAUCCCCACUUAAAUGACAUGAAAGUGUUUUAACUGGAGGCGCUUGCAAGCAAUAGCAUGAAAAAGUCAAGUGAGAAUACAAGCUGACCUUUGGUCACAGCAGAGAAAAUAUGAUGGAGAAAACGAUGAAUGUCCACCUCCGGUGCCCUCGUCUCACAGCAAACUGAAAGGCGAAAAAGCCUGAACACUCCUCGUGUAACAGUUUUUUCAUUUCAAUUGAGGCAUUCGAAUUUAAGAAAAUAUACAGUUUACUUUUUCAAAUACAUUGAAAUGAAUUCCAUUCACCCAUGACUGACCAUACUGAAUUAAAAUUAAAAUAAUUGAUGAUAAAAUGAGCACGAAAUAUUCAUUUACACUUACUUCACAGACUCAUGAAAUUCCAGAGUCAAUCCCUUGACAUGACCUUGCGACCCCGACGAUCAAUCAUGCUCUAACAACUACAGCAGUUUCUCACUUUUGGUAAAAGUACAGGGGGAGGGGGGCUCCUUGUUCACACGACCAAGCGCUUGACUAGAUUUUUUUAGUAUUUAAGAACUAUUUAUAUUUUAUGCAACGUCAAGAAAAACCACGUCCCCGGAGACCCUAAAUGUGCUGAACACUGACAGGCUGUAAAAUCUGUAGAUACUAUUGUACUUGUGAAUGUUGUAGUUUCAACGCCGGGAGAGGAAGAAAAUAUUCUUUUGUACAUUGUAAUUUAUUUGCUGGAAUCAAUGUCGUACUGCAACUACAGAAACACCAAAGAAAAUAAUAUUAUUAAUAAUAAUGCUUAUGGUGACGCUUAGUACACUGCUGAUGUUUUCAUUUCCCGCCAUCUUUUUUUCUUUUUUAAUAUAAAAGUGUGUACGACGGAUUUACUUGAAAAGUGUAAUGUGACUUUUAUUCUCGCAUGCCAUUCGUAGUGGUUUUUACGGUGCCAGUUUUGACAUGAGAAGACGGUGAGUCAGCAACUUGAUGUUCCAAUUUAAAUUAAAAAAAAAAAGAAAAAGAGUGAAGAAUAAAUACCAGGAGAGAAAUGACACGCAGGAGUUGUGUUCUGAUUCAUGAGGGGAUUUUUCUUUUUUUAAAUUGAACUGUACGUCUCAGGUCUGCUGAAGUUGUUCCGAACAGCUUUCAAAGGCGCCGCCCAACAAAGAGAAGCAUAAAAGAUACCUGACAAUAAGUUGUAAAGGAACAUUAAACCCCCACCGCCGCCGCCGCUGCCCCUCCCUGCGUCUCAUGCUCCACCAUUUAAACACACAAUCUCACUUUCAAAGUUCCCUGACCAGUGUAGCAGGGAACACAAAAAUGGACCUCACUUCAAAAGAAAAGAAACACGGCGCUUUGACCGUCUUCACGGCGAGUUAGGAAUUCUGAAGGCAGCGAGACGUUUUAAAUGGAGGCGAGAAAACAAGAAGUGCCUCUUAGACAAGUUUAGUGCGGCAGACAGGUAGUAACAUUUAUUAGACUCCAUAAAGUUCAUCAACACAUGUGGAGGGGCUGUUAAAGCUCACAGGAAAAAUAUCAAAAGGAGCUGUUUGGGAACCUAACUGCCAAAUGACUUCUGGACUUUGAGAUGUUCAAUGACCUCUGACCUCUAAUACGGAGAGCAAAAAUAUUUUAGUAUUUAAUGUCAAUAGAAACGGAGUAGACAUGUAUGUUUCAAAGCUGUGUGGAGCAGAAGCUGACAAUGUCUAAAGGUUAGUCACUAGAAGUCAGUUCCUUCGUGUAUUCACAUUAAAUAAAUCUGGAUCAAGUGAAACGGUUUGCGCGGCUGAUGUGUGAAGCUAAACAGGUCUGAAACAGUGACUUGAUUUUCAUUUCCAUCCAAACUUCCGAUCAAAAACACAGUCAAGCACGGAUGAUUCAGCCGUUCAUCAUCAAGUGGGAUUCCUCAGAGAAAGUUAAGCCUUUAUAAAACCAUAAGAGUAAGUCACUUUUCCCACUCAAAAAUAGAAGACAGGCGAACAUUCACAAGUGAAACUCGACGACUGAAGCAGUUACACAACUAAAGUCGUGGCCAAAGCAGAAGUUCAUUUCUCGACCGAAGGAGUGUAAAAUGUCUGCGCUCAGGAGAGUCACUUCAUGGCCAAGUACUCACAACUAUUUCUUGUCAAGCCACUGCCAGCUGACAGACACAAACUUGAUUUGAUUUUUCAACUCCCUCUGCUUUCCAGCGCCUCCAAUUUCACAUUCCAAUAUUAAUAUUCAGACAGAAAAAUGAGUAUGAACUUCUGCUUAGCAAUUAAAUAAAUGCUUCUAAUUCCAUUUUUAAACACUAAAUUCAGAUAAAAGGGUGAGCGUGUGACUAGUAGAGUUUCCAGCGAGAAACCAAGUACGGCGGACAGGUCCAAGGCGAGGCCCGGGGGCCAUUUGCGGCCCUUGAUCCAACUCCACACGGCCCGCAGCCUCUGCCAUAGAGUGCAUCACUAGAAUGGUCAACCAAAGAACACAGAAUCACAACUAUAACGACAAGUUUUAAACAACAUUUAAGCAUCAUGUUCAUUCUUUACCACUAGACUGUGUCAGUCAAAUGAAAAGGCAACGUCUGGCUGUGUUUAUCAAGUGCAACUUUUGUGUUCAAACCACUCUCCGGAUGUGUGUUA
This is a messenger RNA of Synchiropus splendidus (mandarinfish), 4721 nucleotides long. It is a transcript of the gene zic5, whose product is annotated as zic family member 5 (odd-paired homolog, Drosophila). Gene Ontology annotation, cellular component: nucleus. The transcript is spliced from 2 exons. Gene Ontology annotation, biological process: central nervous system development; regulation of transcription by RNA polymerase II. NCBI's taxonomy places the organism in Eukaryota, Metazoa, Chordata, Actinopteri, Syngnathiformes, Callionymidae. The coding region runs from base 120 to 1571 and encodes 483 amino acids. Gene Ontology annotation, molecular function: DNA-binding transcription factor activity, RNA polymerase II-specific; RNA polymerase II cis-regulatory region sequence-specific DNA binding. The record is from RefSeq and is a predicted model, not a curated record.